UUGGUCUUUAGAGUGUUCACUGUCCAAACAUUUAUAAACCCAGCAAUGCUUAUCUACCAUCCUUACAAAAUAUCAAUCUCCCAAGGCUCAGGCUUUUGCAUGCACAUACAAAUAUAGCUUUGAUUCAAGCUGACAGUAAGCAAGACAAGUGUUUAGUGACACUAAAGCUAACCACAAUGAGCUACCAAUCAAACCCAGAGGUUGAACUUCCUGGCUUUAGAUUCCACCCAACGGAGGAAGAAUUGCUAGAAUUUUACCUUAGAAACAUCGUUUAUGGCAAGAUGUUGAGUUAUGAUGUAAUUGGAUUUCUCAACAUCUAUCACCAUGAUCCUUGGGACCUGCCUGGGUUGUCAAAGGUUGGAGAGAGAGAAUGGUAUUUUUUUGUGCCAAUAGACAGGAAACAUGGGAAAGGAGGGAGGCCUAACAGGACUACUAAAAAUGGGUUCUGGAAAGCCACCGGUUCUGAUCGGAAAAUUGUGAGCUUAUCGGAUCAGAAAAAGAUGAUUGGCUUCAAAAAGACACUUGUUUUCUAUAAAGGGAGAGCUCAACGAGGAUGCAAGACUGAUUGGGUUAUGAAUGAGUAUCGUCUCCCUGAUGCUACUUUGCCCAAGGACAUAGUGAUGUGCAAAGUAUAUAGGAAAGCAACAUCCUUGAAAGUGUUGGAGCAAAGGGCAGCAAUGGAGGAAGAGUUGAAGAACACAUCUCUUCCUUCAUCAUCUUCAUUCUCAUCCAUGGACACCAUCUCUUUCUGCACACCAAAACAAGAUUUGGUGGUCUUCAAGAAAGAAGAAGACGAGGAAGCAAUGGUGAAAGAGAAAAGAUCAGAUGGAAUAGCAAAGGAACAGAAGAAAAUUUCUUCUGCAUCUUUGCAAUUACCAUUAGGCAAUGAAAAUAUGGGACAACUUCAAAUACCCAAAAUGUUGACUGAUUGGACCCAAGAUCAGUUUUGGGCUCAGUUAAAUAGCCCUUGGUUCCAAAAUCUUACACCCUACGUUGCCAAUAUCCUCAACUUUUAAAUCUAAUGUUCUCUUACUCAAGUUUUGUCAA
Molecule: messenger RNA, 1047 nt
Organism: Gossypium raimondii (Peruvian cotton)
Lineage: Eukaryota; Viridiplantae; Streptophyta; Magnoliopsida; Malvales; Malvaceae
Product: NAC domain-containing protein 6
Exons: 3
Coding region: 177-1016 (279 amino acids)
Biological process (GO): regulation of DNA-templated transcription
Molecular function (GO): DNA binding
Source: RefSeq, a predicted model, not a curated record